Molecule: messenger RNA, 2559 nt
Organism: Trichoplusia ni (cabbage looper)
Lineage: Eukaryota; Metazoa; Arthropoda; Insecta; Lepidoptera; Noctuidae
Product: cytochrome P450 6B5-like
Exons: 3
Coding region: 69-1613 (514 amino acids)
Molecular function (GO): iron ion binding; oxidoreductase activity, acting on paired donors, with incorporation or reduction of molecular oxygen; heme binding
Source: RefSeq, a predicted model, not a curated record
UUACGGCCAUAUAAACAAAGGUAUUAACAGGUUCUGUUCAGUUCGUCCACGAGAGGCGCGAAAACAUCAUGAUUUACUUAGUGGUACUGAUAGUGCUCGUAUUGUUGUACAAAUACACUACAAAGAACCAUGACUAUUGGGAGAAACGAAAUGUGAAAUAUGAAAAGCCAAUCCCGAUUUUUGGAACUAAUUACAAGAACGUGAUGGCGAAGAAGAGCAUCAUAGAAAUGGCAACUGAAGUAUACAGAAAGUAUCCUACAGAGCCACUUGUAGGAAUGAUUAGAGGAACUACUCCAGAACUGGUGGUUCGUGAUCUAGAAAUAGUUAGAAGGAUUCUCAAUGUGGACUUUGCUUAUUUUUACCCUCGAGGACUGGGCAGAAAUCCAGAAAUUGAGCCAGACUUUUAUAACUUAUUUCAUGUCGAUGGUGAUUUGUGGAAGUUGUUACGUCAACGUCUAACCCCAACUUUCACAACUGCCAAACUAAAGAACAUGUUUCCACUUGUUGUACAAUGUGCAGAGAAACUGCAGAUCGUCGGUGAAGAUAUCGUCAACCGCGGAGGUGAGUGUGACGUGCGCGACCUCAUGGCGCGCUUCACCAUGGAGUUUAUUGGUGCCUGCGGCUUCGGGAUAGAAAUGGAUACCAUUAAUGACGAGAAUUCGCUCUUCAGAAAGAUGGGCACCAGAAUGUUUAAACCAUAUUUUAAGAGGUCUCUUUUGAUCGCUGCUUAUGAUUUAUUUCCGCAUUUUAGAACUGUAUUGCAAAAACUACUUCGUGACUUAGAUUUAAUUGAUGAUGUGACAGUGAUUGUUAAAAAUAUCCGCGAACAAAGGAAUUACAAACCAAUCGGACGUAACGACUUUAUUGAUCUACUUUUGGAACUGGAAGGCAAAGGAAAGAUCACAGGAGACUCUAUUGAGAAAAAUAAGACGGAUGGCAAACCAGAACAAGUAGAAAUGGAGAUGGAUCUGACUCGUAUGGCGGCACAAGUGCUAGUGUUUUUUGCUGCAGGCUUCGAGACCUCAUCAUCAGCAACUAGUAUUUUGUUACACCAACUCGCCUAUCAUCCAGAAGAACAAGAGAAAAUUCAGAAAGGUAUCGACAGGGUGAUGACUAAAUACAAUAACAAAUUGUGUUAUGAUUCCAUAUCUGAAAUGACAGCUUUAAGUAAUGGAUUCAAAGAAGCCAUGAGGAUUUUUCCUUCCUUGGGGACACUUCACAGAGUGUGUGCUAGAAAGUACACUAUACCCGGUUUGAAUGUAGCCCUUGAUCCUGGUGUGAAGAUUAUAGUUCCUCUUCAAGCCAUACAAAACGAUGAGAAGUAUUUCGACAAUCCCUCACAGUUCAUACCUGACAGGUUUAACGACCCCAAUGUAUUAAGACACAAGUACUCGUAUAUGCCGUUUGGUGAGGGACCAAGAGCUUGUAUAGGUGCUCGUCUUGGUGAAAUGCAGUCUCUCGCGGGGCUUGCGGCAGUACUACAUAAGUUUUCAGUGGAACCAGCAUCUAAAACACAGCGCUACCCUGAAGUGAACCACAGGAGUAACACAGUACAGUCCAUCAAGGGAGGCUUACCUCUCAAACUCACUCUCAGGAACAAAAAGAAGACUUAGAGAAGGUUUAGUUCACAAAUAUUUCUUGAAUGUUUGUUUUUUUUUUUUUAAUUUUUAAAUAUAUACGCUACAGUGCUGUCGUGUUUAUUUGCCCCGCGUCAUGAACUUUUGAGAUCUGACUUCGAAAAAGCUGUUAUAACAUUACAAGAAGUCGAAGUUUAGGUUUGAUGUGAUAUUUUCUACACUAACAACUUGUAGUUGAUGAGUCUAUUGGUCUGAAAUAAAUUAGAUCUAGGAUUGAUAAAAAAACAUAUUUGGGGUUGUCGUAUUACAGGGUGCAAUGGCUACCUUCCAGUCCCAGCAAUAGACCAGCUUCAUGUCAUCAAAAUAUUGCAUGGCAAAUGAUUAUAAGUACUUUCAAAUGCAUGAAAAAUUUUAGCUUUAUCGGAAGCCGAAAAAUGGAUCUAUCGUAACUUGCAAUUGAUUUUAUUAGAGACAUAGGGGCUAAUGAAGGUAUAUAUGAGCAUUAUGAGCCUUUAAAUACAAGUUCUGCUUAACGUCAGAACUUAAUAAAUCUCUUGAUUUAUGGAAUAGGGACAUGAUACUUACUACCUCACAUGAUAAGAUUAAUAUACGUGGCUGACUUCACCUCGGAUAUCUGAAAUGCCAGCUGUGAGUAAAGUAUUUAAAGGAGUUAUGAGGAUUUUUCCUUCCUUUGGGACCCUUCACAGAGUGUGUGCCAGAAAGUACACCAUACCCGGCUGAAAAAUAUCUUGAUCCUGAUGUGAGGAUCAUAAUUAAUAUUCUAGCCAUACAAAACGAUGUGAAGUAUUUCGACAAUUCAUAGUUCAUGUCUGACAGGUUCUACGAUCUCGAUGUAGGAAGACACAAGUACUCAUAUAUUUUGUUUGGUGAGGGACCAAGAGCUUGUAUAGGUGCUCGUCUUGGUGAAAUGCAGUCUCUCGCGGGACUUGCGGCAGUACUACAUAAGUUCUCUGUGGAGCCC